Messenger RNA from Micropterus dolomieu (smallmouth bass), 2742 nucleotides. It is a transcript of the gene sigmar1, whose product is annotated as sigma non-opioid intracellular receptor 1. The record is from RefSeq and is a predicted model, not a curated record. Gene Ontology annotation, cellular component: endoplasmic reticulum. Bases 136 to 804 code for a protein of 222 amino acids. The transcript has 5 exons. NCBI's taxonomy places the organism in Eukaryota, Metazoa, Chordata, Actinopteri, Centrarchiformes, Centrarchidae.
CAGGAAGAAGCUGUCAGUUGGACCACCCCUCCUGUACCCAUGGCGUGUUUGGAGCUGGAGCCACCUGCCUACCUCUGUUUACACGUGUAGACAAACCUGCUAUUGUGUCUCUGUCUGUUUCGUGUUGUUUCAACCAUGUCUGUGGUCAGAACGAGUUUAAGACUGUUCGUGUUCGUCGCAGUCACCGUCCUGGCCAUGCUGCUGCUGCGGCACUGGAUGGCCACCAAGAAUUACGUAUUCAACAAAGAAGACGUCGCCAAAUUGGCCAAACAGUACGCAGGACAGGACCAUGAGCAGGCCUUCUCCAAAGUGGUGGUGGAGCUCAGGAAGAGGUAUCCCGGCCACAUCCUGCCAGACGAGGACCUGCAGUGGGUGUUUGUGAACGCCGGAGGUUGGAUGGGCUCCAUGUGUCUCCUACACGCCUCACUCACAGAGUACCUGCUGUUGUUUGGUACUGCAGUGGACACAGGAGGACACUCAGGUCGUUACUGGGCUGAGAUUUCUGACACCAUCAUAUCCGGCACCUUCAGACAGUGGAAAGAGGGGACAACCAAGAGUGAGAUAUACUAUCCUGGCGACACCAUCGUACACGGUAUAGGCGAGGCCACGUCUGUCCAUUGGAGUGCCGGGACAUGGAUGGUGGAGUACGGCCGGGGUUUCAUCCCCUCCACGCUGGGAUUCGCUCUGGCAGACACCUUCUUCAGCACCCAGGACUUCCUCACAAUGUUUUACACCGUACGUGUCUACGCCAAGGGUUUGCUGCUCGAAGCUGGUACACUAUUUACAGAGGCUGGAGUUUUCUGAGGCACUUUAAAAGCUUGGACGCCCACACGGGAACAAUAACAUCAAAUGUUCGCCUUGUCAUCACACACCAUUUUACCCCUGACCAUUAACAUCUAGCAAAAAAAAAUCUGUGCCAGAUCAUUUCAAGUUCAAUUAUCUUUACAGGGAAUUGUAAACAAUUACAAUUUGAAUUAGUACAGUUAAUCACAUCUACAUUCAAUUUUCCUCUGUACAAAAUAAAGUGUUGAGUCCUUUGUCCCUUUACCAACACCAGUCCAUUGACUCAAAGGCUGUACCACUCACCACAUUAUGUAAAACUCAAGAACAUGGCAAUCUGAAUCAAGCCCUAGACUGUCGGCCAGAGUCCCUCGCUCAUAGCAUCUUAUUCUACACAAUAAGCAUUUCUCAGAGAUCAAACUUCCUACGUAGUCAGUGAGGUAACACGUAACAUUAAAAAAAAAAGUCAACCAUAUUUUUUUAGGAUCUGGCUCAAAGAAUUGAGCCCCAACGAGUUCUUCCACAAGUAGUUUCUACUUUUGCCAAAUCAAAGAUUCUCCUAGAAACAAUAAGGCAACAUUUGUAACCGGGCUUUUGAGUAUUAAGUCUUGUAGCAACAAACCACUUUUAAAGUAAGUGUUGGUUAUUAAACGCUGACGCUGUGAUUUGAAAAGUGCUUGCUGACUAUCAAAUUUGGGGACCAAGGAAUUACUUUUAAAACAAAUAUGCAAUGCUGAAUUAGGCUUGUAAAACAAACAACAAAUAUACAAUGCAAAGCCACUAUUUUCUUAUUAAAUACAGCAAUUUCAUAUUUAUAUGCCUGUGGAUUCUCUGUAAAUGAGGGUGUUAAACCAGUCACAGAGACCAAUGCCAAGAAGUGCGCUUGCUCCAAAGAUCAAGUGUCUUUUGACAUUUGGCUCCAUUUUCUCAUUCACACCCGAUCUGUUUAUACUAUAUAUUUUUUGAAAAUGUUGAAAACCUGAGGGGCUAUAUUAAAGAAAACUGCCUGGACUGUGUGUGUGUGUGCGCGCGCGCAGUGUCCCAUUUUGGGCUCUGUAUGAGUCAUAGUCAGAUCCAUACCAGCUCAGAGACAGCAGUGUUUUAAUCAUUAUAGUUACUCUGUUGUGGUGUCUGCUUCACUACUUCAGAGCCACUGUGUAGCAAUGAAUUUAAAUUUUAAUGGAGCAAUUUUCACACUUUUUUUUUCUCACAACCAUAACUUUUUUAGCUGUAAUGUGUCCGGGUUCAAUCAUUUCAUCUGUCAAAACUUUGGUUUAUAAAAUCUAAUCACGGUUGUAAGACAUUUUCUAGUUUACCCCACAUACUGUAUGGUGCUGUUAAACCCUAACAGAUAUGAGUUAGAAAUAUGGGAGCCCUUUAAAAUGUUUGUUCAAAAUGGAAAGAAACAAAGAUGUUCUGUACUUUAGUCAUCUGCCGUGUUAUACUGUAAUUUUACAUGUUACAUUCAUUUUCAAAAACUGCAUCUUGAGUUUUAUGAGCUUCAAUGAAAAUGUAACUAGUGAUGCACUUGAACUCCAGUGUCCUCCGUUCAUUGUUAGGAACUUUACACUAUCCCAACAGGGCAAAAAAACAAACACUAACCACAGGCAUAAAAUCAAAGCCUUUUGGAAAAGUUAUUUGUGUAUUUCACAUUGAAUUGUCUCUGCAGCUGAAUCCACUAUCCCGGAGUUUGUUCCUUUUCAGAUAAAACAAUCGUAUUUUCAAACUGAUACCUGAUACCUGGUUUCUGUGGAAUGAACUUCUACUGUAUUAUUACCUGAAACUGGAGUUAUCUGAUUUAUAUACAGCAGCAUCAGUAGCAGUGUGGUGUCAUGGAUGGAUGGCAAAAUGACAAAAAAAAGUAUCACUGUACCUUAAAUGUUGAUGAGCAGAUGUGCAAUUUACUGUGGGGUAAAAAUGAAAACUGACAGUGCCAGAAGAAAUAAAUGUUUUUGAAGGAAA